UGUUGAAAAGCUGGAAGAUGGCGGCUUCCAGGACGCCCUUGGCUUCGUUAGGCCGUUUACCGAGCUUUUUAAAUGCUGAGACCCGUUGGUUAAAGCACAAGCUGUGGCUGACAAGCCGGGGCUCCUUCAAAGGUUACAUUCUUCCAGCAACAAACAGUGCUUCACCUGAUACAAGGUUUCAGCAGAAAGGCUCUGCCUUUGCACCAAGUGUUGAAGGACCUUUGGAGCACUAUGAAUGGUUGGUCAGACAAGGUGACCUAAAAAGUGAUGACCACCAGAGAAGGGUUGUGCAGUGUUUACAGAAGCUUCAUGAAGCACUUAAAGGAUACAACCCUGAUCAGCAAAAUUUCUUUUCAAAGUUUUUUGAAAGAUCUAAACCUCCAAAAGGCCUUUAUGUAUAUGGAGAUGUUGGGACGGGGAAGACGAUGGUGAUGGACCUGUUUUAUUCUCAUGCGGCAGUUAAAAGGAAAAAUCGAGUACAUUUUCAUGGUUUUAUGCUGGACGUCCAUCAAAGAAUUCAUCGGUUAAAGCAGACAUUACCAAAAAGGAAACGUGGCUUAAUGGCCAAGUCUUACGAUCCAAUAGCUCCUAUAGCUGCAGAAAUCAGCAAUGAGACCUGCCUGUUGUGUUUUGAUGAGUUUCAGGUCACAGAUAUUGCUGAUGCCAUGAUACUGAAGCAGCUUUUUGAAAAUCUAUUUCAAAAUGGUGUUAUUGUUGUUGCCACAUCCAACAGACCACCUGAAGACCUCUAUAAAAAUGGGCUUCAGAGGGCUAACUUUGUGCCAUUCAUUGCUGUCCUGAAGAAUUAUUGUGAAGCCAUCCAGCUGAAUUCUGAAAUUGACUACAGGAAAAGAUACCUUCCUGGAGCAGGGAAGCUUUAUUAUCUCACAAGUGAAGCUGAUGUGGAGGCUGUCAUGGAUAAGCUAUUUGAUGAGCUGGCUCAGAAACAAAAUGAUAUAACAAGACCAAGGAUUUUGAAAGUGCAAGGCAGAGAACUGAGACUGAGCAAAGCUUGUGGAACCAUAGCAGACUGCACAUUUGAAGAGCUGUGUGAUAAACCCCUUGGAGCAAGUGACUACCUGGAAAUGGCUAAAUAUUUUGACACAGUAUUUAUCCGGAACAUACCAAUGCUGACUUUGGCAAAGAAGACACAAGCACGACGCUUCAUCACUCUUAUUGAUGCCUUUUAUGAUCACAAGGUCAGAGUUAUCUGCUUAGCUGCAAUGCCAUUGGAGAGUAUGUUUGUUCAAAAGGAUGAUGACAGUCAGGUGGAUGAUGCCAGAGUGUUCAUAGAUGACCUAGGAUUGAAUCACACUAAGGCAGAAGACAUUUCAAUUUUUUCUGGAGCAGAAGAAAUAUUUGCAUUUCAGCGCACAGUCUCACGGCUAACGGAAAUGCAAACUAAACAGUACUGGAAUGAAGGUGACAGGAGAAAGAAGUGACCCUGCUGAGUGAAAAGCAAACUUAAUUGUAAAUCUACCAAACACAUUCAACAACAGAUCGAGUUUUAGUUUAAUAUAAGAGCUGAGGUGGACUCGUACAUUAUUUGUUGGCCCUUUGUUCAUAGGACCAUUGACUUUCUUCCAUACAAAGUUCUCAAAAAUUUCCUGGGCCCAAACACAUUGGUAUUGACAUUAUGAGUAACACAAGUUUGAAAUCAUCUAACCACUGCUUCCUGAUUCAUUCCCUCUUCUGUACUGCAGUUCUUCAACUUGGUUUUGUUUCCAUGUCAUGAUGUUUGACCCUUCAUCUAGGCUGCUCCAAAAACAACUGUAAGAAAUCACAGAACAAGAAAAAGCCAUUUGUUCGUUCAAAUGCACUCCUUCCAUAGAUGUGUACAACCUCCCAUUGUGGACUGUGUUCCAUCAAGUUAACACCCUCAGGGUGUUAACAUAAAUAUUUGUAUAUUUAAACUCUGCAAAUAAAACGUUUUAACGCAA
Carcharodon carcharias (great white shark) is the source of this 1940-nucleotide messenger RNA. It is a transcript of the gene afg1lb, whose product is annotated as AFG1 like ATPase b. The transcript has 13 exons. Gene Ontology annotation, molecular function: ATP hydrolysis activity; ATP binding. Lineage: Eukaryota; Metazoa; Chordata; Chondrichthyes; Lamniformes; Lamnidae. The record is from RefSeq and is a predicted model, not a curated record. The coding region runs from base 18 to 1442 and encodes 474 amino acids. Gene Ontology annotation, cellular component: mitochondrion; cytoplasm.